Molecule: messenger RNA, 1569 nt
Organism: Syngnathoides biaculeatus (alligator pipefish)
Lineage: Eukaryota; Metazoa; Chordata; Actinopteri; Syngnathiformes; Syngnathidae
Product: coxsackievirus and adenovirus receptor homolog
Exons: 3
Coding region: 213-677 (154 amino acids)
Biological process (GO): homotypic cell-cell adhesion
Cellular component (GO): basolateral plasma membrane; intercalated disc; bicellular tight junction
Molecular function (GO): cell adhesion molecule binding
Source: RefSeq, a predicted model, not a curated record
AUGAAAAAAAAUUCAGAGCCAAAUUCGUGAAUGUGUGGGGCUGCGAACGGGGAACCCUGAAUGGUCAAAAAUCAAUACUUGUAGCUGCACCAGGCAGACAGCAACAAGUUCUGCGCGCACGUUUUACUGUGAUUUCAUGCCAAACCCAAAGACAGGACGUUGGAGUACAUCUCGAGCCUUUGGAAAAGUUGACCAGUGUGUACAAAGCGACCAUGCUGUGCAUCCUUUGGCCUUUUCUCCUCCUGGGAGUGCUUUGCAGCAGCAGUCCAGCAAGCACUCUGGAGGUCACUAUCAACAACAGCCACUACUACGCUGCCAGGGGGUCAGAUGUCAAGCGUGCCUGCUCCUUCACUCACGACAUGACCACCAUGCAUUUCAUGGACAUCAAGUGGACUGUUGUGUUUGGGACAGAAGAUGAGAGGCACAUCCUCUGGUUGGUUGACGGGGUCUUCAUUUCUGAGACGUACAAACCACUGACGGGGAGAGUCCGCUUCACAUCAUCUGAUCCGACAAAUGGAGAUGCUUCCAUCAUCAUCAAAGAUGUUCGUCUCUCAGACUCCGGGUCGUACCGGUGCUUUGUGAAUAAGUUACCUGAAAAGGAUUUGAAGACCCUGGAGCUGACGGUCAUGGAACUCCCCAGUAAGCCUCAGUGCAGUGCAGACAGGGAAUUUGCGUGAAGCUCCAGCAUGACGCUGAAAUGCAAAUCCUCGCAAGGCAACCACCCUCUGACGUACACCUGGGCCAAGACCAGCGGAAACCAGGUCAUGCCAGCUAAUGCUGUCGUGGACCCCCUGGGAGGCACCUUGCAUGUGGACAACACCUCUGACUCUGACUGCGGGAGCUAUCGCUGCAUGGUAAAGAGCAUGGUGGACACCAACCACUGUGAUGUUGUCCUCAAGUGCCCGUCGCUGUACCAACAGCACACCGAAGAUGCCAGUCUCCAGCCACUGACAACCAGCGCAGUCGCCUCCAUUGCUAUCUUUGUCACCCUCACCAUGAUCAGCAUUGUUGCCGGUGCCGCUGUCUUCUACUGGCGCAGAAAAAAGACAUUUGUGGUCCGCAAUGACACACAGCGUGCGUAAUUGAAGCUUUCUGCCAGGGUUGGUUUAUUUUUGUUUUUGCAUUUUUCUUUUGCAUCUUUCUUCCUUCCAUUUUCAUGAGGUUAUCUUUGAAUUUUUGACUGCAGCAGCAUUUUAUUUGCAGUUGAAUUCUUUCAAUUGUGUAAUUUUGUAUACAUUAUUUAAAAAUGUGGAAAAAUUUUAUUUGCAGUUGAAUUCUUUCAAUUGUGUAAUUUUGUAAACAUUAUUUAAAAAUGUUGAAAUGUAAUUUUUCCACAUUUUAUUAAGCGUUGAUACAUUUGUAAAGAAAAGACAGAAAAUGGAAAGGAUCGGCAGUAUUUUUUUUAUGAAGGCUGAAAUAUUUAGAGAUUUUUGUCAGAAGAAUUUAUACUCAAUCAGAGCAACACAUGACUUCUGUUAUUCUGGUUGAACUAAAAGGUAAAAUGAAUCAAAGGGAAAACAAAUGAUUGUUACCAGUGAUUAAUAAAAAAUAAAAAAAUCACAAUUGAGA